Messenger RNA from Sciurus carolinensis (gray squirrel), 2750 nucleotides. RefSeq names its product probable G-protein coupled receptor 141. Gene Ontology annotation, molecular function: G protein-coupled receptor activity; oxysterol binding. NCBI's taxonomy places the organism in Eukaryota, Metazoa, Chordata, Mammalia, Rodentia, Sciuridae. The transcript has 5 exons. Gene Ontology annotation, cellular component: membrane. Gene Ontology annotation, biological process: G protein-coupled receptor signaling pathway. The record is from RefSeq and is a predicted model, not a curated record. Bases 614 to 1501 code for a protein of 295 amino acids.
GGGUCUUCCCCAGGUAGAAGAGCAACUCUGCUUUAUCAUCUUGUGUCCAAGACAUCUUUUUAGGAGGACUGUUAAAAAUGACCAUGAAGUUAGGACAGAAAGUGAGAAGAUUCAUGUAAGCAAAUGAAAGACAUUUGAGAAAAAUGAGCCAUCUUGUUGAACCGGAGCACCAAACUUCAAAAGAACCAUUUCUCCAAACAGCCCGUAUAAGGAGAAGAAGGAACUUUUGUAAAUUGGAAGUGAGAGCUGUAGAGAUAAACAUCCGUUUGUGGCUCAGAUGGUUCAUCUGGGCUUUCCAUUUUGGCUGUUCAACUUUGUGCAUCCUCAGUCUGAAGCUUGAGCUAUUCCCUCAUCAUUCAUCCCUGGACUGCUGUGGUUACCAGUGACUUCGUUCUAGCAAACUGCUCUUAACAGUCCUGCUGUACAUCAGAACAUGCCACAGUGCCUUGAGCCUUCCACCAAAAGCAAACCAUAAAAGGAAAAGAGCAAGGGUGCUGAAGAUACAUGAGGAAAUGACAUGGACCUUCCAGAGAGAAAAGUUUGAGCUGUGGAUGUCUGGAACUCAUACUGUCAGAACAAAGGCAAUUAUGAUCUGAGUUCAUCGUGUCAAAACAUGGAGACAAUCAAUACAACUGCCUUGCCAAAUGUCUCAAACAUGGACCUCGACCACUGUGAUGCGUAUUGCAGGACGAUUCUGACAACACUCUACAGCGUGGUUUUACUGGGAGGCACUAUUGGAACAGUUUUAAUGUCAUGCAUGAUGUUCAAGAGGAGUAGUCAGUCAGUGAUUGCCACCAUCGUCUUUAAUAUUAUGGUGCUGCACUCUGUCCUCCUGGUCAGCCUUCCAUUCCGCCUCAGUUAUUACCUGUCAGUCAUCUGGGAGCUGGGAACCUUUACCUGCCGGGUGGUUAGCAGCAUCAUAUACUGGCAUAUGUACUUCUCCUUUGUUUUCUAUAUAGCCAUUGUCAUACUCCGAUUACUCAUCUAUUUUAAGAAACUCCAGACACAACAAUUACAAAAGUACCAUGCGGUAGUCUUAAGCAUUGUUAUUUGGAUGGUGGGAAGUCUUAUUUUUUUGCCAAUAUUUUUUUUACAAUAUGGCACAGAUCCAAGUUACUCAGAAAAACAGAGAUGCUUUGAGUUCUACAGAGAUCUCAGCUGCAGGGAAAUCAUUAUUAUGAACUACUCUAUGAUUGUCAUUAUGAUGACAAUUGUUGUCAUCCUCUUUUUGAUACAGAUGGCUGUCAUACUUCAGCUGAUAAAGUCUCUUUGGCCUGACAUGUGGGCCCAUCAAGAAUAUAGAGCCCAAAUUAAGAGUUUCUUCUUUCUCCUAGUAAUAGUCAUCUGUUUCAUACCCCACCACACAUUCCGAGUAUACUUUAUUCAGAAUUAUUCAGGGAGAGAAAAUUCUAAGUUAGUUCUUUACAAUGAAAUUUGUAUUGCCUUAACAACUGUCUGUUGCCUGGACAUGCUGUGUUUUAUAGGUGGAGUUAUCCAUUAAACUUUUCUAUGUCACCUGCUUUGGAACCAGUAUCCCCAUAUGUGUGACAAAAUUGUUUUAAUUGACUGGUAGUUUCAAGAUUUUUCAAGCUCCUUGCUCUUAAGCAUCAAAUUUAGAUUGCUCUUCAUCAACAUUGGUUUUCUACAAAAAGAUAAUAAGGAUUGAUUAUUCUCCUUUCUUAAAAGAACAAUUACCAGUCCCACAUUUACCAUAGUGUGUGCUCAAUCUUUUAGCACUACGCAAAUUGAUCACAUUAUCCCUUUUUCCCCCAAUGUAAUACUUACUUCAGCUAAGCACAGGAAGUGGUUUUCCCCUGUACUCUCCAGAUAUUUAUUUGCUUUUGCUAGAAUGCUCUUUCCCUCCAUUUCUGUUCUUUAAGAUCCAGAGAACUUGAAGGUAGGAACUCAAUAGUUAAAUUGGGCUUUAGAAAAGCCUUAAUUUAUUCACCUUGUGAAAGCUGCCUCUUGAGAACUACUGAUUGCCAGCAAAGCUACUGGCUUUGGUAUUUGAAAGAAAGCAUUAGCUCAAAAAAAGUAGUCAAGAGAUAUAGAGGAAACUCUUCCUGAAUGACUAGGAUAGAUGUGGGUCAAUGCAGAUGGAGACAUAGUAGGAACUCUGAAAGUUGAGGCUACUCCUAGAUCUACCUUCCCAAACAUGAAUCCAUUAAGAAGGGAAAGAAAUCUGAAAAGGUAAGAAGAAACUGGACUUAGUCCAAGAAUUCCCACAGACCAGUUCAAAUCUUUGAGAGAGUGGGUCGUCUUGUAUGAUUUUUCAAGGCACCCUAUACAACAAAGUAGCAUUACAUAAUUAAAAUUAACACUGGUAUCAGAGAAACUCAAUAAAAACAACCAAGACAACCAACUUUUAUGAUAUAGAAAUUGACAUGCACUACUAAUGAUGCUACCUUUGAGACUAUAUUUAAUGAACUAUAUAGCUAAACAAAAUCCUAGUGGGUAACAAAACAGCAUAGUUUAUACAAAGGAAUUUCAUAGUCAUCUGGAGAUAUGGGACGAAACUGUGUUUAGUAACCAUGGACCUUUGGGUGAGAUAUUUAUAAUCUCUGUAUUGUUUUCUGUGUUAUAGGGUUCUGAUGGAGCUGAACAAUGGAACAAUACAUUUAAAUAUUGGCAGAAUGCCUGGCAUGUGGGUCUCAGAAUGAUAUUACUUCUCUUUCCCAAUUCCAUGACAUUUUUUAGCAAGAAAAUUUUAAUAUAGGUCUCCAAAUCCCACAAAAUGUUGAUCCAUAUAG